CCAUAGGGGUGGGUUGAAGGACACUGCACGCAGCUCUGUAGGGGGUGGGUCCUGGACGGCUCUAAAUGUGUGCAGCUCCCUGGGUCUUAAUAGGAUGACCCCUGUGUCCCCCCGACCCCCCCAGGCUGCGCAUCAAACCCAGCCAAGGGGGUUGGGUUUUCCUUUUCCCUGCCUCCUGUGGUAGCAACAGCCACCAAAUCACUUUCCUGUCGUUCCCUUAGCCAGGACGGCACCAGCUUGUGAGCGAGUAACUCCAGCCACCAGGGAGACACCCGUCAAGCCGGAGUCUGGUGAGAGAUUUGUAACCCGCCCCAGCUGACCCCUGUGGUGUCACAUCACCCCAGCCCCACGCUCGCAGAGUCCAGAUCUCUCUGAUUUAGCCACCCUAGGUCCCAUCAUGGCGUUUCCUGAACCGAAGCCCAAGAAGCCAGAGCUGCCCAAGAAGCUGGUGCAGAAUCUGGAGUGCAAACAGGGAGCGGUCAGGGCAGUGCGGUUUAAUGUGGAUGGAAAUUACUGUCUCACCUGCGGAAGCGACAAGUCCCUGAAGCUGUGGAACCCCCACAAGGGGACCCUCCUGAAGACCUACAGUGGUCACGGCUACGAAGUGUUGGAUGCGGCUGGCUCCUUCGAUAACAGCCAGCUCUGCUCCUGCGGGGCCGACAAAACGGUCGUCCUGUGGGACGUAGCCAGUGGGCAGGUGAUCCGCAAGUUCAGAGGUCACGCGGGGAAGGUGAACUGCGUGCAGUUCAACGAGGAGGCCACCGUGAUCCUGUCGGGCUCAAUUGAUUCCAGCAUCCGGUGCUGGGACUGCCGCUCCCGCAGACCCGACCCCAUCCAGAUCCUGGACGAAGCCAAGGACGGGGUGUCCAGCCUGAAAGUGUCGGAUUACGAGAUCCUCUCUGGCUCUGUGGACGGCCGCGUCCGGCGCUACGACCUGCGCGCAGGGCAGCUGUACUCGGAUUACGUUGGAAGCCCCGUCACCAGCGUGUGUUUCAGCAAGGACGGGCAGUGCACGCUGGCUGCCAGCCUGGACUCCACCCUGCGCCUGCUGGACAAGGACACCGGCGAGCUGCUGGGAGAGUACACCGGCCACAAGAACACGGCCUACAAGCUGGAUUGCUGCCUGAGCGAGAAGGACACGCACGUGGCCAGCUGCUCGGAGGACGGGAAGGUGUAUUUCUGGGACCUGGUUGAGGGCUCCCUGAUGCUGAGCCUGCCCGUCGGCAGAGGCGUGGUCCAGUCCCUGUCCUUCCACCCCAGCGAGCCUGCCCUGCUCACGGCCACCGAGGGGCACGUGCAGUUCUGGAGGGAGGAGACCCACACAGCAGAGGAGCAGCCGCCGGCCUGCUGAGCUGGAGCAUCGGGCGUCCCUCCAGCCAAUCACACACACU
Mauremys mutica (yellowpond turtle) is the source of this 1391-nucleotide messenger RNA. RefSeq names its product WD repeat domain-containing protein 83-like. The coding region runs from base 398 to 1351 and encodes 317 amino acids. NCBI's taxonomy places the organism in Eukaryota, Metazoa, Chordata, Testudines, Geoemydidae. Gene Ontology annotation, biological process: mRNA splicing, via spliceosome. The record is from RefSeq and is a predicted model, not a curated record. The transcript is spliced from 9 exons. Gene Ontology annotation, cellular component: catalytic step 2 spliceosome. Gene Ontology annotation, molecular function: protein binding.